Molecule: messenger RNA, 297 nt
Organism: Paraglomus occultum
Lineage: Eukaryota; Fungi; Glomeromycota; Glomeromycetes; Paraglomerales; Paraglomeraceae
Source: the annotation of a GenBank genome assembly
AUGACAGACUCGUCUGCUGAAAAAGUUCUUGCAAAAGCACGCCAUCCAGCGGGGACUUCCUCGCAUGAAGAGGAUACUCCACCUCCAUAUACACCUAUUGCAACCGCUCAUACAGCAACUGUUAUUUCUCCAGCUGGCAAUGAUCUAGACCUGUCAAAGCUUGAAACUGGUCGUUCAACUAUAAACACAUCCCAAAAUAGUAGACCUUAUGUCACUAAUUAUCUUUGUUGUUUCCGCCUCUUGGAUACUGCUUCUGUAUUGGAACAGCGUGGUCAUGGAGAGCUCUCGGUCGUAUAG